Molecule: messenger RNA, 6476 nt
Organism: Homalodisca vitripennis (glassy-winged sharpshooter)
Lineage: Eukaryota; Metazoa; Arthropoda; Insecta; Hemiptera; Cicadellidae
Product: cytochrome P450 6k1-like
Exons: 10
Coding region: 84-1553 (489 amino acids)
Molecular function (GO): iron ion binding; heme binding; monooxygenase activity
Source: RefSeq, a predicted model, not a curated record
UCUCAAUCCACAGCCUUUAAUAUAUCCGCACCCGUAACUCGCAUUAUCUACUAGUCCACGGCACCCACAGCGCUUACUACACAAUGGGUACGGUACUCCUCAUUCUACUCGGUAUCCUCAUUCUGGUGUACUUGUGGCUCAAACGCCACUACAACUACUGGGCCAGGCAGGGGAUUCCACAACCACCUCCUGUCUUCGGCUUCGGCUGUUUCCUGGAUGUCAUCCUUAUGAGGGACAUACCUGGCCUCAUUUACGAUAAGAUGUACAAGGAUUACUCAGGGCACGAUGCAGUUGGGUUGUACCAGUUUUUUACUCCAGAGUUGCUUCUACGUUCUCCAGAGCUCAUCAAACGAGUGAUGGCCAGCGAUUUCUCCAGUUUCCACGACAACCUGGUCACCGUCUCUGAGAGACUGGAUCCUCACUUCGCCAAAGACCCUUUUAUGGCUAAAGGAGAAGAGUGGAAGCGAUACAGAGCGAAGUUGGUUCCGACUGUGACGUCAACCAGAAUGAAGGAGAUAUAUCCCCUAAUGAAGGAUGUCACAAACCGAUUGGACGCUUACCUCGAAGGGAGCGAAAGUAAAAUAUUCGAUGCCAAAGAACUGGCCACUCUGUUCACCAUGGACAACGUGUCCAGUACUGUGUUUGGCAUCAACAGCAACUGUUUCUCAGACCCUGAGGCGACGUUCCGCAAGCUCGGGAACCUUCAGAUGAAAGAACAACUCAAGUUCAGGUGGCAGACCAUCAUAGUCCUUUUCUUGCCAAGACUUAGGAACUUGCUGGGACUCAGAUUUGUGCCAACUGUAGUUAACAACUUUGUUGAAAGUAUUGUCCAAGAUGUGAUCGACUUCAGGAGUAAGAAUGGCGUUGUCAGAAAUGACUUAUUCCAGUACUUCAUGAAAAAAGAACCAGGCAACAAACUGGAAGACAUCAUGUCGUACGCGAUGACGUUCUUCAUAGAAGGUUUCGAGACGGCAGCGAUGACUGCGAGUGCAGCGAUCUAUGAACUGGCCUUGAACCCUGACGUUCAGGUCACUCUCCAUGAGGAGAUCCUGGAAGCCUUUGGUGACGAAGGGAACAUAGAUGUGGACGUUGCGUACAACCUUCCUUAUCUGGACAAAGUAGUUCAAGAAUCUCUUCGGAAGUACCCCAUCAUGUACGUUUACGAUCGAGAGUGCACCAAAGCAAUAAACUUCGAUGUAGACGGGAAGAGUGUGGAAAUUCCGGUCGGAUGUUCUGUAGUCAUCCCUGUGUACUCGAUCCACCACGAUCCACAAUACUACCCGGAUCCGGAAGUUUUCGAUCCUGAGAGGUUCUCUAAGGAAAACAAGGCUCAGAGACCUGCUUACACGUACAUGCCUUUCGGGGAGGGACCCAGGAUAUGUCCCGGUUUAAGGUUUGGUCUCACCCAAGUGAAAUUGCUACUAACGUACCUUGUCCACAAAUACAAAAUCCAGCGCUGUGACAAGACUCCCGAAAAACUUACUCUGUCAGCUUCUCCAGUCCUUGUCUCUCCAAAUGAGCAACAGUGGAUCCGACUUGAGAAGAGGUGGUGAUUGCCGAAAUAACCGAGAACAAUUUGUCCAAGUUAACCACUGUAACAACUUAUUGUUUUACAGAAUAACGGGUUUCCUGUGCUUGUCACGGUUAUGUCUUACACCAAAACCGAAUCACUACAUUUCGAGAAAGUGUAUUGCUGUCUUCUCUAAUUGUAAAGCUCUAAAUCAUAAGUUUUGGGAUCCAUUAAAGUUAACAAAUUAAGAUUCAUGGCAAUGAACAAACCGAAUUCAACCGUCACAACAAAAAUUCAAAUCCUUUACUUUACGGCUAACCGCAAGAAAAUAUAUGACACAAUGCAGAAGCAAACACGAUGUACAUAUUCAUGGACACUGUUUAUCGUAACAGGAUAAAAUAAUAUUUAAUGACGUUACUGUGGUGUGCCUGUUACUAAAAGUAUUUUUUUGUACAGUAUUUACAGAUAUAUUUUACAUCCUGUUACAAUUUUUAUAUUUAUAAAAUUGCAUAUUUACAGGUUUUAUUUCCAUUUUGGAUUUUUGACUAUCUAAAAGAAUAUUUUCGAUAGAAGAGUUUGGAUUAUUUAAAAAUAGCAUAGUAGAUAAAUCACUGUCUGAUAUCAAAUUACAUGACAAGCUGAUGUAUGGGUUAUUAAUGUUGUAACGUUGCUAAUGUUGUAUAGGAGGUGUGAGAACUUUAACCGUCCUAGAUGAGAACAGCUGUUUAACAAACCUGUUACCAACAUCAGUCGAACUGUCUUACAGAAGGCUACAACCGAAUUGGUCAUUGGAUUUUAAUUUUCUUCAAACCUCGUUACGUCACCGCCCGGACUUCGCUCCCGCGUUUAAUACAAUUACUCGUCCUAUUCCAGCAACACGAAAAAUAUUGUCCAGAACGUGAUAGAAGUGUAAAAUGCCAACUCCAAAUAUAAUGAAUAAUUAAAUUCCCAACUCCUUGGUUUAGUAAUCCCAUUAAAACAUUACAACGUCGAAUAGUAAUAAAGUGCCUUUCCUGGCACUUACUACUUUUUAUAAAACUGGCUGUAGUGAACCUUAGAACCUCGGUACCUUACUAAAAUAACCUAAUAAUAUAAACCAGAGCGUCCCAAAGUGUACGUAGCGCCGCAGCUGUCUCCCUAAAGAAGUAAAAAUAAAAUCCAUUAAAUUUAAGGUUAUUGUGCUUAUUUAUUGAUUUUUGCUGUAAUAUAGAUAUAUGCAUCACAUGAUUGACUCAAAUAAGUUUGACUCAUCUUAUUUUUUCAAUUAAGUCGGCGAUUUUUCGCCAAUUGAUAAACAUGACAUGUGGCUGCAAAAGAAGAAAGAUCUAACGAAAACGUCAACAAUUCUAGGCCAAAAUACCUUCUAGCCUAGAUCAGGGGUUCCCAAAACUGUUUGACCCCUAUACAGAUCAAUUUCGGUGGAGCGUUGCACUCCAAUAUCUCAUCCCAUAUACGCUGCUAUACAUUUUAUUCCACAAGCUGUGAUGUAUUCAUUAAGUUAUAAUACAUGUUAGGCUUUAUAUCUUAGAAAAUCAUUAUUGAUAACGAUAUUUAUAAUCAUGUUAUAAUAAACAAUGAAGGAAGGAAAAGGUACACUUAAAAAACUAGAAUGAAUAAACAUUUGCAUCACUGAAAGAGAAGAGUAAAGAAAUUAUAGUUACAUAAAUAAUUAAUACUUUUACGUGUUUGCUUAAAUAGAACACGGUGAAUAUUAAAUUCGUUAAAUAUUUAUUUAUCAUAUAAAUAAAUUUAAAUAUAAUACAUAAAAACUUAUAACUAUGCCGGUUUUAAAUAAACUAAUUGUUUAUAAGACCAUUACUAGUUAUGUAUACUGUCAAAAUACCACUAUUAACUAUAUAGUGUAUCUAUUUAGACACGAGUCUAUUUAACAGUGACACAGUCUAUACUUAUUGACACAAUUCCAUCUGACACGAUCGCGAGUUUUGUCACUUCACAAGUUCAUUUCUAAAACUUUACUGACUUGCGGUGUUACUACAGCUCUUAUAAGGAUUUUGGCUCUUCGAGAAUAUUCAAACUCCUGAAUUUACUAGACAAGUGGAGAAGGUUCACAGUGCCCAUCAAUCGCUCAUGUAGUAGGUGCGGAAGGGCCGGAUCAAAAGAACUGACCCAACCCAUUGAGUGCUCUCUCUCCAACUACACUACUAAUCUAUUAUCCCUUUUGUUAUAGUCAGGGAUCUUGAAUGUUCGAUCACAUUCCCUUUUAUCAGAGGUUAACCUGUCUAUCUGGAACAUUCUCCCACAUUCUCGUAACAAUACGCAAUAAUAAAUGCACUUUAUUGAAUGAAAAAUCGUGCUUUACUUUAAAUCCUCUGCAGUAAUGUAAUGAAUGAUGGGGUUUGCUUUAUCAGUUUAUGAAAUCGUGGUAAGCUUAAUGUAGUGAAACUACCUUGAGUUUUACACCGUUAGAACAAUAUUCAAACUCAAACACCUUAAAGGUCUUAAUUUUGGUAGUAGUAUAAUGGCCGAUGCUAAUUUUAAAGACUUUGGAGAAACAUUUUGUUAACGCACAAUGUUUCCGUCUUUGAAACAACUAUUGCAUGACAUCUAUAAGAAUUCAUUUAUGUUACAAUAUUAAUGUAAAACUUCUGUCAUCAACUAACCGUCCAAGUUGCAGUUCUAUCUUCUAAAGUGUACCUUGAGAAAGGUGAAAUUUCAUCGGUACAAUGGGUAGGUAUCUUACAAAUUUAAAAAACCCAAGCCUUGAGGAAACGCAACAGACCAUUUAUAUUUCUACAGAUUUAUCAUUAGAUAAUUCCCACCCUAAGUCGGUUUAAUUUAAUUUUAGUGCAGUAUUGAUUAUAUUAAUUAAAUAACUCUUCGAGGGUUGAUACAUUUGCUAGUAAUGACUACUGUAAUGUUUCUGCAAUUGUCGAAUCUGCUAUAAAUCUAAAUGUAAAGUAAACCUCACGAUGCGGCUGUUCUGGCAGCCAUCUUGAUUUGAAUCCCUAACAAUAAUCUUAAAACUCAAACACAGUUACCCAUGUAUUUUUGGUCGUAAAACAAAUAGGGAUGUCUUAUUUUAUUCGUAUAGUUAAUACGACACACCCAAACGCAUUUGUAUAUUUUUAAAUAUAUUUAUUGCUGUCUCGAACUUUUUUGCACAUCCUCAUUGAAAUUCUCAACGAAUACAACUUUAUAAGAAAUAUAAAAAAUCAUUGGAAUGCUUAUUCGGUCGUGAGUCUACUACCAAAAGUAAGGAUCGUUUUUGUUUUAUUGGAAUAAAACUCAAGGUUUUAUUCCAAUAAGCCAGUAGGUUCAUCACGAUUUUACGAACUUAUAAAGAAAACCACAUCCAACAUCACACUACUGCAGAAGAUUUAAAGUAUAAAAUUAUUUUUAAUCCAUUAAAUUUCAAUUGUUAUUUUGCAUUAAUUAUUUAUGUAAAUAUAACUCCUUUACUCGUCUCUUUCAAAGAUGCAAUUUUUUAUUCAGUCUUAUUUUUAAGUGCAUCUCUUCCUUUCAUCACAGUACAUGAUAAUAAGAUUAUAAAUAUCGCUGUUAAUAAUUAUUUUCUAAGAUCAAUAAAGCCUUACAUGUAUUAUAACUGAGUAUAUACAUCACAGCCUAUGGAGUAAAAUGUAUAGCAGCGUAUAUGGGAUGGGUAUUGUAUUGGAGUACGUUGCGCCACCGAAAUUGAUCUGUUAAGUAAAAGGACCCGUGGGUCAAAAAGGUUCGGUAACCCUUGAUGUAACCUACUCCACAGAAUGUGAUGUAACGUAAAACAUGGAUUUUCCAUCUCGAAAAUUUGAGAAGGAAGUUUUAUCAUGGGAGGUAGGAGUGAGUAAGCACUUUUGGCCUUAGUUUUUAUUUUUAUUGUACUAGCUGAAGGUCAUAUUGUGUCCAAAGUUUUGUAGAUAAGGUUGCCCUCGUAGGCAGGUGUUCGUCUCAUCAACAGAUUGCCCGAUUCCAUGAAAAAUGAACAAACGCCCUAAGGCGUUAAAAUUUCGUCUGAAACCCUUUUUAGCAUCUAAGGCAUGUUAUAGUGCCGGCGAGUUUUGGAUUAUAGUUGGGAGACCUCCAAUCUAGAGGACUGACACUGGAGUUGGCGGUGGAGAGAAUUGGCGAGUGAGUGGUGUGCAUGAAUGUAAAGAUUGUAUGUCUGAAUCUAGUAUUGUGAAAGGAUGUAAAAAUUAUAGACUAAUCCGAAGUGACUUUUUCCAUAUAAUUUUUACAUUGUCCACGGCAAUAAAAAGUGUUACUUUGAUUUUGUUUUUAUUCCUAUGAAAAAUGCACACAGCUUAAAUUCGUUAGGGCUCGACAUGUGAUGAAGAGAGCAAAUGUCAUGUUCAAUUAUUGCCAGUAUUCAUUAUAUUAAGAUCAGAAAUAUCCUUAAUCAUGUUAUCCUUCCAGCUUUUUCGUACACUUUUGAUUUUUGUUUUUGUUGCAGUUUUGUAGUUUUAAACGUAUUUAAUUUUAGUACUGUAUAAUUUAUUACUAAGUUGUAUUAGAAAUAAGGGUUUUUAUAGACUAUUUCUUACUUCUUCUUAGAACUCUUCCCAGUUUAAUUUAAUUUAAACUUUAACAUACACUACUUUAUAAUAAACUUACCUUUGGGUGACAACAGGGUAAAGUGAGUUUAUAGCAUAACUUAAUGCAUUUUAAUUUAAUUGAGAAAGUAUUAACUGUUGUGGAAAUAUGUUUUAUAUUGACAAUAAUAUUGUCUACGCCUAUUCUCGUUAAUUAUAGUUUACGUAGUUAGUUGAUUAUUGUUCUUGCUACACUUUGCACAUUAUUUACACGUUUUUAGCAACAUUUCACAUUUAGCAUUAAAACUCUUUCUCGAUAAUUAAACAAUAAUUAAUUUUAGUUAGCCACGAAUAUAUUAUUAUAAUACGACAGUUGAGUACAUUCAGUUUGUAGGUUAAUUAGUGUCUACCCAUACUCUGUUUUUUCACUUGUGUUGUUGUUAAUUUUGUUAAAGCAAUAUUAAACUAAAUGGAUCUUA